Messenger RNA from Pleuronectes platessa (European plaice), 8639 nucleotides. Its product is annotated as protein turtle homolog B. Lineage: Eukaryota; Metazoa; Chordata; Actinopteri; Pleuronectiformes; Pleuronectidae. Bases 1 to 4401 code for a protein of 1466 amino acids. The transcript is spliced from 21 exons. The record is from RefSeq and is a predicted model, not a curated record. Gene Ontology annotation, molecular function: protein binding. Gene Ontology annotation, cellular component: neuron projection.
AUGAUUUGGUAUGUGGCCACUUUGAUAGCAAGUGUAUUCAGCACCCGAGGAACGGCCGCUCAAGGUGCCCACGGAGUGCGAGAGGAGCCCCAGUUUGUGACGGCACGUGCAGGAGAGAACGUCAUCCUGGGAUGCGACGUGUCCCACCCCCUGAACGGCCAGCCCUAUGUGGUGGAGUGGUUCAAGUAUGGAAUGCCCAUCCCCUUCUUCAUCAAUUUUCGCUUCUACCCUCCUCACGUGGACCCAGAAUAUGCUGGCCGUGCCACACUUCAUGGCAAGUCCUCCCUGCGGAUAGAGAAUGUGCGUUCAGACGACCAGGGCUGGUACGAGUGUAAGGUGCUGAUGCUGGAGCAGCAGUACGACACCUUCCACAACGGCAGCUGGGUGCAUCUAACCGUCAAUGCGCCCCCCACAUUCACAGAUACGCCACCUCAGUACGUAGAAGCCAAGGAGGGCGGGAGCAUCACUUUGACCUGCACGGCCUUUGGCAACCCCAAGCCCUCAGUCAGCUGGCUGCGGGAGGGCACUCUCAUGGUCAGCAGUGCCAAGUAUAAGGUGUCUGAUGGGAGUUUGACGGUGCUAUCCAUCACUCGGGAGGAUCGAGGAGCCUACACAUGUCGAGCGUUCAGUCCCCAGGGAGAGGCCAUUCACACCACACGGCUACUUGUCCAAGGCCCUCCGUUCAUUGUGUCACCGCCAGAGAACAUCACAGUGAACAUCUCGCAGGAUGCCUUCUUCACCUGCCAGGCAGAAGCCUACCCCCGCAACCUGACCUACACGUGGUUCUGGGAGGAGGACAACGUCUUCUUCAAGAAUGACUUAAAACGCAGAGUCAGUAUUCUCAUCGACGGCUCCCUCAUCAUUGCCCAAGUCAAGCCAGAGGAUAAUGGGAAAUACACCUGUGCACCGAGCAACAGCCUGGGCCGACCACCGACUGCCUCUGCUUACUUAACAGUCCAAUAUCCUGCCCGCGUGGUAAACAUGCCAUCCGUCAUCUACGUGGCCAUUGGUUUGCCAGGCUUCAUCCGUUGUCCUGUAGAUGCCAACCCCCCUGUAACUCUAGUUAAGUGGAAGAAAGAUGGCCUCUCUCUCCGGAUAGAUAAGUACCCUGGUUGGAGCCAAAUGGAGGAUGGUAGCAUCCGCGUGGCAGAGGUGACAGAGGACUCUCUCGGCACCUAUACCUGCAUGCCUUACAAUGCCCUGGGAUCCAUGGGAUGGUCCCCUCCUGCUCCCUUGGUGCUAAAGGACCCUCCCAAAUUCUCAGUGGUUCCUGGAGGGGAGUACAGGCAGGAGGCUGGGAGAGAGCUGGUUAUUCCCUGUGAGGCAGAGGGAGACCCCUUUCCCAACAUCACAUGGCGGAAGGUAGGGAAGCCCAGCAAAAGCAAGCACAAUGUUCUGCCCCGUGGCAGCUUACAGUUCAAGUCCCUCACAAAGGAGGACCACGGGGAGUGGGAGUGUGUUGCCACCAACGUUGCCACGAGCAUCACUGCCAGCACGCACGUCCAAGUGAUAGGCACAAGCCCCCACGCCCCCACCAGAGUCCACGUGGUGGCAUCCUCCACCUGGGCCAACGUGUCCUGGGUGGCGGGCUAUGAUGGAGGUUUCCCACAGACAUUCUCAGUCUGGUAUGGCCAUGUGAUGAAGAGGGAGCAUUUAGGUCCACAUGACUGGCUUUCCAUACCCGUGCCUGGAGGCCACGACUGGAUGCUGGUGCCUGGUUUGGAGCCAGAGACAACAUACCAGUUCAGCGUCCUGGCCCAAAACAAGCUCGGUACAGGACCCUUCAGCGAGGUUGUCACUGUGAACACACUAGUAUUUCCUAUAAGUACCCCUGAACCAUUGGUGCUGCUUACCCCACCACGGUGCCUCACAGCCAAUCGCACGCAGCAGGGAGUCCUGCUCACCUGGAUCCCGCCUGCCAACCACACAGCACCUAUCCAGCAUUAUGUCAUGGACUUUCGCCUGGGGGAGAGGUGGGAGGUCUUGGACGACAGCAUUACUGCUGGGGAGACGGAGUUGCUUGCCCGAGACCUCAUCCAGGAGGCGUGGUAUGAGUUCCGUGUCAUGGCCGUCAUGGAUAACAUGAUCAGCGAGCCCAGUAAUGUAGUGGGCGUGUCCAGCACAGACUUCUUCCCUCCUCCAGAGAUGGUGGAGGAGCGUGGACUGGCACGGCCUGUGGUGGCGGGCAUUGUGGCCACCAUCUGUUUCCUAGCAGCAGCUGUCCUGUUCAGUACAAUGGCCGCCUGCUUCGUCAACAAACAGCGCCGCCGGAAGCUCAAGAGGAAAAGAGAUCCUCCUCUGUCCAUAACCCAUUGCAGAAAAAGUCUGGAAAUUCCGAGUCCAAUUAGCUUCAUUCCCAGCAUUGAGCCCUACUGGGAGGGGCUGGACGCAAGCAGGUACAGGCCCCAACCUUCCAGUCCUCAGUCAUCUACAGGAAAGAUGAGCCCUGAGAGCCUUCACUCCAAGGCAUCCCUGUCAGAAUCAUCAGAGGAUAGUCAUGACCAGCGUGGGAAGAAACCACCUCCAAGUCCCGGGAAGAAGGAGGAAUUGUCUUUAUACAUGAAGACCAAAAGAGCAAUAACAAGCAAGAAGUACAGUAUGAAGCAUGAAGCUGAAGCAACAACACCCAUUGAACUCAUCAGUAGAGGCCCAGAUGGACGAUUCGUCAUUGAUCCCAGUGAUGCAGAAAUGUCUGUUAAGCCCCGGCGAAUUGAGGGCUUCCCUUUUGUGGAGGAAUCAGACCUUUAUCCUGAAUUCCGACAGUCAGAUGAAGAGAAUGACGAUCCCAGGCCUCUUCCACCAGUUAUGGCCCCCCUUCGUCCACAUCAGAUUUCCCCCAUCUCCAGUCAGGAAUCCUAUCUGCAACCUCCAGCCUACAGCCCUCGUUUCCACAGGCCCUUCGAAGGUAUGACCAUCAUGGAGAGCAGGCGACUCCAGGCAACUGGGCAGAUCCGAGGCUCUCUCCACCACAGGGCUUUCUAUGGCUAUCUCGGCCCUCCUGGGGAUCAUGAGCCCCCACCACCUUUUUACAUGCCUGAUACCAGCCCUCUCAGCUCUGUCAUGUCCUCCCCUCCAUAUCUUGCUGAAGGUCCCUUUGGUCACCCAAUGAUUCCUGAAGAAAUUGGGGAGGGUGAUUUCUCACAAUAUGCUGUGUCUGGUUUCCCACUUCCUCUGACACUCACCUCUUCCUCUCGUUCACCGGAAAUUUGGCAGGGGCUGGAUUUCACCUUUGCAAGUCUGGAGGGACCCCAAUUCAUUUUCCCCCCUCAUCACCCUUUGCAACUCCGCCAUGAUUCCCCUUACCCUCCUCCACCUCACGUUCUUCCCCUUAGUGCUUUUCAGCCCUCCUCCCUCCCAAUGCCCACUUACCCAGGUGUCCUCCCACUGGUGGCCCCAAGGAGCCACUCAAGACAGUCUCCCAGUAGGGCCAAGCCUCGUGGCUCCCCAGCCAAGCAUUUAGCUAUGCAAGAGGCACAUUUAGGGCAGCUAAGACACACAAGCCACGGUAUGGGUGUGCCAGUUUUGCCUUACACCGAUCCAAUGGCCCAUAUUAUCCCGAGCACAUUCAGUAGCCUGGACACUCGAUGGUUUGAAACCACCCCUCGUUUUAGUCCCAGACAGGCUCGUAGGAUGGAUUCUGGCAUGCAUCAGGUGGUUCUCCAGCCCUCUCGACUCUCACCACUUACACAAAGCCCAUUUAGCUCUCAUGAGGGCUCCCCAGAGAUUGUAGUUCGUCCCAGGCCACGUCCCAACAUUGUCCAACCUCCCAUACCCCCAGUGAUGUCUGAGAUUACCCUCCUCCCUCCUUCCACAGCCAGCUUCUCAAGGAGAUCUUCCCCUUCCUCUUCACCUGCCCAUGGCCAGGGUAGCAGGAGGGCAAGCCCCAGCUACCGUUCUCACAUGGCCUUUGCCACCUCUGCAACCAGCUACCCACCCUCCCAGUCCCCGUCACCCCCUAUGGAAAGCAGCAACAUGUUUGGGCAGAUGCCAUCUCAUAGGAGGACUGAGGAGGAGAUCCUUCCAUCUGAGCCCUCUCCAUCCCAGUUGUCAGCUUCAGGAAAACGUCGAGGUGCACUGAGAGGCCUUUCGGGGUCUGAGAGGGUUGAUGCACUGAGAUACCAACGUAUUAGAAAGACUAAAAAGAUGACAAUGAACAACAAUAACUCCAAGAGCAGAAAAAAAGAAGGUGUCUCCACCUCUCAGACCCAGCAGGCCUACACCUCUCAGGUACUCCAGCCCGAAGAAGCUCUCUACCUCCGCAAGAAGAGGAAACGGCCCAUCUUCCAUGACCCAUACACCCGCUUUUCUGCUCUGCUGUACCGCCGCCCAACACGGGAGGACCAGAAGGCUAUUUUGGCUAGCAUGGACAACAUAGACCUAGACCAUGCCACUCUCCUCUGAAAGUCUUUAAGGACAAGGUCAAUACCAUGCAAUACGCCCCCAUUACAAAUUAACACUGGCUAAUGAUCAGUUGACACAAAAAUCUAAAAGUCUUUGCAAUUUAUUAUAUAUAAAGGGGAAUAGCACUAAAUUGCAUUAUUCAGUAUAUUCUGACUCAGCCCUUGGUCAGUUCAGUCUGCAUGUGUAAGCAUUUUAACUAAUCUGAAAUGACUUCAAAUCAUAAAUCAGAUCAAGAACUCCUUUCAAUGACCAAACUUUUAUUAAUUUUGAUCAAUGAUUUGCCAACAAAACUGCAGCAGUGGCCAAUUAAACUAGCAUCACAGAUUAAAGUGCUUGUUCAAAGUCUGGAUGUUUUUGACGUACUGGGAUGCAGAGGCACAAGAAUGUUCUGUGUGAGCUAAAUCAAGUGGUAUUCCCUUUCAAAAUGUGUAAAGACUAGCAAUUCUUAUCAAAAUGAUAGCUGCCAGUUUCCAAAGUUUUACUCCAGUGCAAAGGAUUAAUUCAGAAAGAGACAAUAUAAUAAUAUAAUAUUCUAUUUUCAUUUAAACUUCCAGUGUUACAAUGUUUUAAUUUGAAAUACUUCUCCAGGCUCGGGUCAUGUUUCUUGUGCUGAGCCAAUCCCCUCAAGGUCUCUGUUUACAGCACCUCCCAACGGAUUUUCUCCGCCAGCAACGUAUCUUAUCUGCCGAGAAAUUCGCCUCAAACAAUCUGGGUUUUCUCACUUAACAAGUAUACCUCAAAGCACAGGACACGAGACCACACAACCACCAGGAUCAGCCAGCAGAACAAACUAGCUUUUUGCAUCUACAUAGUCCUUAUGGUUCUCUACUUGUGUUUCUUUGAGAAAUGUUUUCUACUUUCAACUCAUGUGCAUCUUCUAGUUUGUUAGACAUACACACAUGGCGUUUAUUUACUUUAUUUAUCUUGCAGAAGAAAAUAACAUUAACUCAUCUUAUAAAUGAUCAAGAUGUGAAACAGAAAUACAACACUGAGCUGCUUUACCUUCCUACAGGAGGAAUUCUACUGAUUCUCACUAGAUUCUCUCAGCAGUUUGCACUGGAGCAAAAUCUUGUCAGAUUCAAUAGUCGAGUCUGUUCUUUCACAUCUCCUUCUUUAGAUUUUUUACUUUGGGUCAUGUAGGGGGCUCCAAAUCCUAUUCAGAAAUAUAUAAUUCAUGCCAAAAACAGUCUAAAGAAAAUAACUAAUCAUACUUAUUGGAGGAUAGGAUUUUGUGCCAUAGUAUAUGAUAUAUAGUAUUUUUAAACAUAUUAGAUGGCAUAAAUACAAUUGUUUGGCCUUAAUCAAGCUUUUGGUUGGUUGAUUGCUUCACUUGUGUCUAAGUUGUAUUGCUAUUACAUUUUUUUUAUUCGUGUGUUUGUAUACAUUUGCCUUUUGGGCCAUUUUUUACUCAUAGCCUUUUAUAUUUUGUUUCUUGUGUGUACUUGACAUUUAACAUGGAAAUACUGAGAGUACAGCAUGUGGCACUGAAGGCAACCCAAUGUUUUUGUUGCAGAUUUUCGGGUAAAACCUGUUUUAUUAACUUAAUACUUUAUUUUGAAAGAUUUCAGUGAUUGCCUGUACAACACACAUAAACAUGUGGACACUAACGGUCUAAAAACAAACUAUAGGAUAAGUAGAGGAAUAGCCAGGAACUCUACACAUUACUCAUGCCGCAGCUCAGACAGUCUAAGAACUUAGUUUUCCAACUGAUCAGAUAUGAGAGAAAAUUGUAACAAGUUCAGCUUGUUCAGAGGGUUGCAUUAACAUGCGUGAGCCACUUAUAUGAUCAGAAAGCUGCUGUGGUGAUGUGUGCAUUUGAUGUAACUAUUGGUUAAUUUGUGUAACUAUUUUGAUGCUGAGCAUAUCCUGACAGCUCCAACAUUAUAACAUUAUCUCCACAGUGAAAGCUUGCAGAAGGUGCAGGAUUAAGGUUUCAAACAUUCUGCCCUGAUAGGCUACCGCUCCUCUCAUAGUUUGAGUUUUAAGGUGCAGGACAAGUGAAGGGGGGGAUUUGCUUUUUUUUAAUAACAUUUCAUUUAAUAAAACAGACCUUAUCUGUCUAACACUGAAACUAAAGUCCCCUGAGAGUCAUUUAUAAAUGUUUGGAGAAAAGUGACCCAACUGCAGCAUCACUAGAGUUGCUGUCGUAGUUAAAAUAAACAACCACUUUAUUAAAGAAGCUAGUGCCUUUAUUAAGAAUGGAAGAAUUAGUAAGUCGAAUAGGUUCUGAGCAUUUGCUGGCUAUAAUGGGGAGUAUUGCAUCUGUGUCAUUAUAUUGUGGUAAUAACUCUUAAAUACAGUUACUCUAACUAAAGUGAAGCCAGCGUCUCUGCUUCCAAAGAUAACAGAGUCAGCAUGAAUGAUUUCAGUGAGAAUAAAGGGGCACAGAUCACAGGUGCAAACCCACCACCCAACCAACUGCAACCUUUUGUCAUUGAGAGCUUCUGCCCACCUCUGUCGAUGCCAUGGUUUUUGAAGUGCUGUGAACACAACAGUUGAGUUUGCCUGAAAAGGAAUAACAGUUUAAAACCAUACAUACUGAAACAUAUCAGUGAAGCAGCCAUCUCAUUACAGUUGUGUCAGAGGCUCUUCGUGUGGCUUAAGCUGCAAAGCAAACAAGGAAUCGAUGUGGGAUUCUUCCAUGAAUUACAAAUGUCACAUAGGUUCUAAAAAAAUAUGUUUUUUAAAUAUACAUAAAACAAAAAGAAGAGGCUGCACUUCUGUCUCUAUAAAACUAUAAGUUUAGAAGUCACUUGUUGGAGAUCAGGUUGGAUUUAAAAUCACACUGAAAGAGAAACAGGAAGCUUCUAAAGGCCUUUCUCACGGUAUACCAAUAGCAAAGUAAAAGAACUGCUGGCACUUAUGCAUUGAUGCAUAAUGUUCUUAAAUUAAAUUUGCCUUUAAUAUCAGUACGUCGCUAGGGGCAUUUUUAUGUGAGAUGAAAGAAGAAGAGGGCCAUAGUUUCCUUUCAGAAGGUAUUUAGAUUUGUUUUCCUGCAGACCUGAUGUUAGUGUAGCUGUGAGACCUACUAGUGGACUUCUGGGGAAAUGAACAGAAUGAUUUAUUUAUUUUUAAGACAGGCUUUGUAAUUUCUAGACCUGCAUGACAGAAGGAAAAUAAGUAAUUUCAUACCACACUAAAUGGCCAUUAAGAUCAAAUGCCAAUUAAUUCCCGAAUUAGAAUGAUAUUUGACUGAGUGACUUUGGUCUACAUGGGAUGUUUCUCGAAUCUAGAAGAGCGUUUGUGUCUCAUUCUUUUAAUUUAUGACUAUUUUCUGGCAGAGAUGUAAUGUUAGGGAAUGGAAUCAAUAUUAGAUUAGUAGCCUUUCGGUGCUGAAACUUAAAGAUUUGUUAUUUGAUAUUAAAUCAUAGCUUCUAUACCCAUACUGUACCAACAUAUUUCACCAAUACCUACUCUCAUGUUUUUGUUAAUUUUCCGAUAUAUCACAUUCAUUCUACUAUUGAUUCACUUUGCCAGUUUAUGACUAAAUAAAUAUAUAUGUAAUUAGAUAUUUCUUUCGAGGGUCAGAUUUGAGGCAGAAAAUGCUUUGGGAAAACCAACUGAGCUAAAUCACUGAAAUGUACAUUUGUUUCAUCAAGAUUCCGCUGAAUGUUGAGAUAGUUCCAUGAAAUCAUCUGGACACCAAGUUUUAAAUUUUUAAUUUCCAAAACAGCUUCAAAUCAAUGGUGUGGGGGAAACUGUGGCUUUGUGCGGCUGAGCACUUGUUUCCUCACUGUGGACUUUAAUGAGCUUGUGUGAGGUGAGGACAGUGUGGGCUGGAUGGGUGAGGUGAGGUCAGAUCGGCCUCAGCAAAGACGUACUGUAGACCUCUUAAUGUGCCACAGACAGAUGUUUCUGUACAUACUGUACCUAUCGUGUAUAUUGGAAGAUAUUAUUUGCAUGGUAUGAAGAUUUGAAUGCCACUGUCAAACAGUGAUUUAAUUACACCUAGAUUUUAAAGGAAAGCCAGUUAAAAGCUUGUCUCAUUAAUCAGAACCAUCCACUGUACUCGUACUGUUGCUGAUAAGGCUGCUACACACAAGCACAUUGUGCCAUUACAUCGGGUUAAGAGUGUGGAUGGAAACACCCAGGGUUGUCUCUAUGAUAAGGUAACUAGGUGCUAGUAGAUUCACUCUUUACUUCUGUGAUGUCUAUAAAUUGAUACUUUUAUUGUACCUGUCAGGUUAACACUAGCUCAAUAACAGUUGUCUGGAGUAAAAAGAAACAUUUUCAAUUUU